UCUGGUCCUGGCAUUGCUGUUUUCUGCACUUCCUCCCUCCCCCUCUAUCACAACAAAACGCUGCAAUAUCGUUACGGAAAGAAGAGAAAAGUUUCACUGAGGGACCAGAGUGUGUCUGUCUCUGUGAGAUCCCUGCCUUCCCUGUUAACUUGGGACAGCGUAAGAAUUUAGCAGUCACGCAAAAUCGCCUGUUGCCUUUUCCAACAACUGAUUGCUUUCUGUCGAGGAUUUCUGUCUUGUAGAGUUUCUCCGGUUACGGUAGGUAUGACCAAGAGUAACGGGGAGACUCCACGCCCGCGGAGCCGCGCGCAGCUGAUCAGAGACGGCAUCCAGCAACGGUCACUCAGCGCGCGGAAGAGAGUGGAGAACAUCACUCGCGAUGACAUUAAGGGCUUCUUCAUUAGGAAUGCUUUUGUCAUCUUCACGGUGACUGCUGUCAUCGCGGGUAUAAUUCUUGGCUUUGCCCUGAGGCCAUAUGAAAUGUCGUAUCGUGAAGUGAAGUAUUUUUCCUUUCCUGGGGAGCUCCUCAUGCGCAUGCUGCAGAUGCUAGUGCUCCCCCUGCUGGUGUCCAGUUUAAUUACAGGCAUGGCCGCUCUGGACAGCCGUGCGUCGGGGAAGAUGGGGAUGCGGGCGGUGGUCUACUACACCACCACUACAGUCAUCGCUGUUUUUAUUGGGAUAGUCAUGGUCCUGAUCAUCCACCCGGGAAGAGGCUCAAAGGAUGAGUUCAGCCGCCAGCAGACCAUUGAACAAGUCAGCCCUGCCGACGCCUUCCUCGACCUGAUCCGAAACAUGUUUCCCCCAAAUCUGGUGCAAGCAUGUACCCAGCAGUUUAAGACGCAGUAUGGAAAACGAGUGGUGACUGUGAAGGUGACGGUGAACAACACGGUGUUCAGCGUGACGAACGGUUCGGAGGAGCUGACGCGUGAGGAGCUGAUUCCUGAGCUGAGCACGGUGAACGGGAUCAAUGCCCUGGGCCUGGUGGUCUUCUCCAUGUGCUUUGGCCUCAUCAUCGGAAACAUGAAGGAACAGGGGCAGCCACUGCGGGAUUUCUUCGACUGUCUUAAUGAAGCUAUCAUGAGAUUAGUGGCCAUUAUCAUGUGGUAUGCUCCGAUUGGUAUCCUCUUUCUCAUUGCUGGGAAGAUUGUGGAGAUGGAGGAUCUAUCACACAUGGGGGGACAGCUGGGGAUGUACACCAUCACAGUCAUUACUGGACUCCUCAUCCACGCCACCGUGGUUCUGCCCAUGCUCUACUUCAUCAUCACCAGGAAAAACCCCUUUGUCUUCAUCGCCGGGUUACUGCAGGCCCUUGUCACUGCUCUGGGCACCUCGUCCAGUUCUGCGACCCUGCCCAUUACCUUUAAAUGUCUGGAGGAGAACAAUAAUGUGGACAAGCGUGUGACUCGCUUCGUGCUGCCCGUGGGCGCCACCAUUAACAUGGACGGCACGGCGCUGUACGAGGCCCUGGCUGCCAUCUUCAUUGCUCAGGUCAACGGCAUGGAUCUGAACUUUGGCCAGAUUCUCACCAUCAGCAUCACAGCAACAGCAGCCAGUAUUGGUGCAGCUGGAAUCCCACAGGCUGGCCUGGUUACCAUGGUGAUAGUGCUGACCUCAGUUGGACUGCCCACUGAUGACAUCACCCUCAUCAUUGCUGUGGACUGGUUCCUGGACCGUCUGCGCACCACCACAAAUGUUCUGGGAGAUUCCAUCGGUGCUGGGAUCAUUGAGCAUCUCUCCCAGCAUGAGCUCCGCACCAAGGACGCUGAGAUCGGAAACUCCACCUCGGAAGAGAAUGACACCAAGAAACCAUACCAACUCAUCUCCCAGGAGAGCGAAUUUGAGAACGAAAAAAAAGUGUCAGAUAGUGAAAGCAAGAUGUAGGACCCUAGCUUUUAUGACACAGAAAUGCUGGUUAGGGUCUGGAGGCAUGUGUGUGACUGUUAAUAACAUACAUCUGACUCCUCUCAGUAAAAAUGAGCAGUGAAUCACGCUGCCUAUCGCAUCAAUGUGUAGAGGUGUGGAGAGACAGGAGUGACUCUUCCCUCUGUACAGUUUAGUCCUGUUUGAAACCAUUAACAGACCGGACCUGCACACACGUGUCCAGUUUUUACAGGGUGCCUUACUAGAGUCCUGUGUUAGGCUGAAACGUAAUUCUACUCUAUGUAUCUGUCUGUGAUUUUUUAAAUAAUGUAUUUGGUAAUUGGAAUAAUCGGUUCUGGGAAAACAAGAGAAUUUGAUGUAACAGUGGACUACCAAUGUUGUUUUAUAGAUGCCAAGAUUUUUCUAGACAAAUUAAAGUUUGAGCCGAAGCAUUAAAGCAUUUUGGACAAGUGUGGACCAUA
This is a messenger RNA of Chanos chanos (milkfish), 2342 nucleotides long. RefSeq names its product solute carrier family 1 member 3a (gene slc1a3a). NCBI's taxonomy places the organism in Eukaryota, Metazoa, Chordata, Actinopteri, Gonorynchiformes, Chanidae. Gene Ontology annotation, molecular function: neutral L-amino acid transmembrane transporter activity; glutamate:sodium symporter activity; L-glutamate transmembrane transporter activity. Bases 265 to 1881 code for a protein of 538 amino acids. Gene Ontology annotation, biological process: L-aspartate import across plasma membrane; L-glutamate import across plasma membrane; D-aspartate import across plasma membrane. The transcript has 10 exons. Gene Ontology annotation, cellular component: plasma membrane. The record is from RefSeq and is a predicted model, not a curated record.